AUGGUCGCCAUGCAGUUAUACGUCGUCUUUAUUUUACUGAGCUCUCUGUGCCAGCGGCUGCAAGGCAUCGAGUUGGAAGAGUUGCCAGAUAAAGAUAUGCAUACUGGUUUGCUGCUGCAGCUAUUGAAGCGCAUACGCCUGGAACGGGACUAUGAUACCAUCGUCAUUUAUGGGCGUGAGCCGUGUGUGUUUCAUGCACUCCUGCCACAGCUGGAGCUGCCCACGGUGCUGCUCACACAAGGCAGCAGCUGGGAGGAUUGGAGCUUCAGCAGCGAGUCGCUGCUUCUCAUCUGUACCUCUGAUGCGGAGCAGGAACGUAACACAAGAACUUUGCUUAAGCUGCAGCCAGCCCGUCGCUUGGUCUAUCUGGAGUUAGAGAAGCAGCCAAAGGAAGUUUGCCAGGCUUACUUUGAGCGGGAGCAGGUCAAUGUGGCCAUGGUGGAUUCAGUGGGCAAUCUGUAUAGCUGUCGUUGCUUUGAGCAGGAAAACUAUGUGCAGCUGGCUGUCAACUUGAGCUCCAGCUACCCAAAAGAGUCCACCGCGCUAAUGAGCUUGAACUCCAACAUCGACGUAGCAUCCGAAUCCAACUCCAAUUACGCCUUCAUUUAUGUAGAGCAGUUUAGUAAUAUGCGCGGAUCUCUUAUUAGAAGCGAGCCUGAUCUACUGGGUCCACGUGCCUUUCUCUAUCAUAAUCCCAGCACAGGAAAGUACGAGAUAAAAGGAUUUGUUGCUAAUCUGAUCACAAUGUUUGCGGAGCACGUCAAUGCAACGGUAAAGCUACGCGAUGACAUUGGCCUAGGCCAGAGCAUCCACUACAAAAACAUCGUUCAACGGGUGAAGCUCAAUAUGCUGGAUAUCGCUGCCACGCUGUCCAGCACUCUGGACUUUAAGAACUACGACCAUCUCUCAUAUCCGUACAUCCACAGCUCGUUUUGCUUUAUGAUUCCAGUGCCAGCUCGCUUGGACUACAAGGAAAUCUAUACAAUUAUUGUGCAUCCUCUGGUAACAGGCGUGCUAAUCGUCUUAUUCUUCAUCUUCUCGCUGCUGCUUAUCUACAGCCAAGAUCUCAAUUGGCGCAGGUUCAGUCUCAUCAACUUGCUGCUCAACGACCGCUGUAUACGCGGCCUUCUAGGCCAUGCCUUUCCGAUGCCUGCCCAGCCGAGUCGCUAUCUAAAGGGCAUUUGUAUGCUGAUCUGCUUCGCUAGUAUUAUGACCACUACCAUGUACGAGUCCUAUUUGCAGUCGUAUUUCACGCACCCUCCAUAUGAACCGAUGCUGCGUAGCUUCGAGGACAUUCUCAACUCUCGCCACAGAAUUGCAGUGGAGCGCGAAGAGGCGAAACAUUGGCUGCUCAAGAACUUGAGUCUGACCACAAGCAACGCACACCGCGUCCACAUCGUGGACAAUUGGCAGGAGUUAAUAAGGUUGCGCGAGAGUUUCAAUAUCAGCUUUAUUUAUCCAACCACGGAACUGCGUUGGUUCUCCUUCAAUGAGCAGCAAAAGUAUUUCAGUGAGCCCGUUUUCUAUUACUCCGAGGAUGUCUGCAUGAAGCGGUUCCUGCUGCUAUCCCUGCCCCUCCGCCGCCAUCUGCCCUAUCGGCAGCUCUUCGAGAAGCACAUUCUGACAAUGCAAGAGUUUGGCUUCGCGAAGUUCUGGAUGGACAACAGCUUCAAUGAUAUGGUUCGCUUAAAAUUGACUUCACUGAAAGAUUACAGCCAUCCGCUGAUGCCGGAGGACCAAGUUUACAUCAAAGAUCUAACUCGCAUUUUUGUAUUCUACUUAGCGGCUCAUCUAUUUGCCUGUAUUUGUUUCGCCAUCGAGUGUUGCUGGGCAAAGAUUUUCGGUCUUAAAUAA
Drosophila hydei is the source of this 1854-nucleotide messenger RNA. RefSeq lists its product as uncharacterized. The coding region runs from base 1 to 1854 and encodes 617 amino acids. The record is from RefSeq and is a predicted model, not a curated record. The transcript has a single exon. NCBI's taxonomy places the organism in Eukaryota, Metazoa, Arthropoda, Insecta, Diptera, Drosophilidae.